Molecule: messenger RNA, 2649 nt
Organism: Monoraphidium neglectum
Lineage: Eukaryota; Viridiplantae; Chlorophyta; Chlorophyceae; Sphaeropleales; Selenastraceae
Product: Dynein heavy chain 1, axonemal
Exons: 19
Coding region: 1-2649 (882 amino acids)
Biological process (GO): microtubule-based movement
Cellular component (GO): dynein complex
Molecular function (GO): dynein light intermediate chain binding; dynein intermediate chain binding; minus-end-directed microtubule motor activity
Source: RefSeq, a predicted model, not a curated record
AUGGUGCGAGCGCAGGGGGUGUGGUGUGGGGGGGAGGUGACCUCCAACGAGGUUGCUGCGCGCAUGGCCGAGGCGGAGGCCACGGAACGAGACAUUGACGCGGCGCGCGAGGGGUACCGCCCCGUGGCGCGCCGCGGGGCGCUGCUGUUCUUUGCCAUCAGCGAGCUGGCUGGGGUUGACCCGAUGUACCAAUACAGCCUGGGGUGGUUCAGAGCGCUGUUCGUGCGCGGCAUGGAGGAGACGCCAAAGGCCGACAGCGUGGACGCGCGCGGCGCCGCCCUGAACGAGGCGUUCACCUUCUCCCUGUUUGAGAACGUGUGCCGGUCCCUGUUUGAGCGCCACAAGCUCAUGUUCUCGUUCAUGCUGGCCGUCAAGGUGAUGCAGCAGCAAGGGCGCAUCGACGCAAAAGACUGGCGCUUCCUCCUUGCCGGUCCCACCGCCGCCCCGGCCCGCACCCCCGGCGCCGGCGCCGCCGAGGCGCCGCCGCCGCCGCCAGCCAACCCCGGGGCGGGCUGGCUGACCAACAAGUCUUGGGGCGAGGUGCUGGCGCUGGACGCGCUGCCGGCCUUUUCUGGGUUUGCGCAGCACGUGGCGGAGUGUGAGGAGCAUUACCACGCCCUCUUCGACAGCGCACAGGCCCACGAGCACCCCCUGGCGGAGCCCUUCGCCUCGCGCCUCUCCAGCUACCAGCGCCUCCUGGCGCUGCGCUGCCUGCGGCCCGACAAGGUCCUGGCGGGCGCGCGGCUGUUUGUCGGGGAGGUGCUGGGGCGGCGGUUCGUGGAGCCGCCGCCGUUUGACUUGGCGACGUGCUUUCGGGAGAGCGGGCCCGCGACGCCGCUGGUGUUUGUGCUGUCGCCCGGCGCCGACCCCAUGGCCGACCUCCUGGCGCUGGCGGAAGAAAUGAAGUUUUCGAAAAAGUUCGAAAAGGUGUCGCUUGGCCAGGGCCAGGGCCCGAAGGCCGAGCGGCUGCUGGCGGCCGGCAUGGAGCGCGGGCUGUGGGUGUGCCUACAGAACUGCCACCUGGCUGUCAGCUGGCUGCCCACGCUGGAGCGCAUCGUGGAGGGCAUACAGCCCGACAAGGUCCACAAAGACUUCAGGCUGUGGCUCACCAGCGCACCCAGCCCGGCCUUCCCGGCGUCAAUCCUCCAGGAGGGCGUGAAGAUGAGCCUGGAGCCGCCGGCCGGCCUGAAGGCCAACCUGCUGCGACAGUACAACAGGUUCUCGGAGCAGUACCUGGCCGGCAGCAGCCGGCCCCUGGAGUGGCGCCGCCUGCUGUUUGGCAUGUGCCUCUUCCACGCGGUGGUGCAGGACAGGCGCAAGUUUGGGCCGCUGGGCUGGAACAUACGCUACGACUUCACGGAUGGGGACCUGUCUGUGAGCCUGGCUCAGAUGAGGGAGUUCCUGGAGGAGGCAAAAGACCAGGUGCCGUACAAGGUGCUGCGCUUCCUCUUCACUGAGAUCAACUACGGCGGCAGGGUCACAGACGCCCAGGACCGCCGCCUCAUCAACGCCCUGGUGCUGGAGGAGGGUUACGCCUUCUCACCCGGCGGCACCUACGCCACACCCGGCUGCGAGACGGUAAAGGAGUUUGUGGAGCACAUCUCCUCCUACCCCCUGGCCCCCUCCCCCGACAUCUUUGGCCUCCACGACAACGCUGACAUCACAUGCGAACAGGCCGAGUCCUAUGGGAUGCUGGGCUCCCUGCUGGCGCUGCAGCCGCGCGCGUCCGGCGGCGGCGGCGGCGAGAGCCAAGAGGACGCCAUAGCGCGCAUAGCAAACGGGAUCCUGGAGACGCUGCCGGCCUCCUUUGACCUGGAUGCGGUGGCGGCCGCAUACCCCACGUCCCACGCCGAGUCCAUGAACACCGUGCUGCUGCAGGAGUGCAUCCGGUACAACGCGCUGCUGGAGGUGGUGCGGGGCAGCCUGCAGCAGGCGCUCAAGGCGCUGCGCGGCCUGGUGGUGAUGAGCCCAGACCUGGAGGCCGUGGCCUACAGCCUCUACGACAACCAGGUCCCCGAGGCGUGGGCGGCCAAGGCAUACCCGAGCCUGAAGCCCCUGGCGGCCUGGGUGGCCGACCUGCUUGAGCGGCUGAGGUUCAUAGGGGGCUGGGUGGCGCAGGGGCGGCCCGCGGUCUACUGGAUAUCGGGCUUCUUCUUCCCACAGGCCUUCCUGACCGGCAUGCUCCAGAACUUUGCGCGCCGCCACGGCCACCCCAUUGAUGCUGUCGCGUUUGAGCACCUGGUCAUGGACUUUGGGCCGCCAGGGGGCCAGUGGGAGGCGCCAGAGGACGGCUGCUACGUGCGGGGGCUGUUCCUGGAAGGGGCGCGCUGGGACGCGGAGGCGCACGCGCUAGCCGAGUCGCGCCCCAAGGAGCUGUACACACAGAUGCCCGUCCUCUGGCUGCGCCCCCGCCACACCCGUGGCGCCACCGCCGCCGCCGCCAACGCCACCGCCGCCGCGCCGGCCCCUGCCGCUGCGGCGCGCGGCUACGAGUGCCCCCUGUACAAGACCGUGCAGCGCGCCGGCACGGUGUCGACCACCGGCCACUCCACCAACUUUGUCAUGAGCGUCGACCUGGAUGGGGGCGGCCGGCCGGCAGGGCACUGGGUCGCGCGCGGCGUCGCGCUGUUUGCGGCGCUGCCCUUCUGA